Molecule: messenger RNA, 2531 nt
Organism: Nyctereutes procyonoides (raccoon dog)
Lineage: Eukaryota; Metazoa; Chordata; Mammalia; Carnivora; Canidae
Gene: GCGR
Product: glucagon receptor
Exons: 14
Coding region: 186-1673 (495 amino acids)
Biological process (GO): cell surface receptor signaling pathway; adenylate cyclase-activating G protein-coupled receptor signaling pathway
Cellular component (GO): plasma membrane
Molecular function (GO): glucagon receptor activity; peptide hormone binding
Source: RefSeq, a predicted model, not a curated record
CCGCGGAGCCGGCGCCGACCAGAGCUGCUGGAGGCGGAGGGCGGGAGGGUCGGGGCCGGAGCAGGAGCGGGCGGCGCGGCCCUGCCGCUCUGACCGAAGUCCACAGAGGAGCGCGUGUGCCCACGAGGACCCUUUGCCCCAGCUGUGUGGCCCCAGCCAGAUGUGGGGGGAGGCUGCUCAGAGGCAUGCCCCCCGCCCGGCCGCACUGCCCUCACCUCCUCCUCCUGCUGCUGGCCUGCCAGCCACAGGCCUCUUCUGCCCAGGUGAUGGACUUCCUGUUUGAGAAGUGGAAGCUCUAUGGUGACCAAUGUCUCUACAACCUGAGCCUGCUGCCCCCGCCCACCGAGCUGGUCUGCAACAGAACCUUCGACAAGUACUCCUGUUGGCCCGACACCCCUCCCAACACCACGGCCAACAUCUCCUGCCCCUGGUACCUGCCCUGGCACCACAAAGUGCAGCACCGCCUCGUCUUCAAGAAGUGCGGGCCCGAUGGGCAGUGGGUACGCGGGCCCCGGGGGCAGUCGUGGAGAAACGCCUCCCAGUGCCAGCUGGACGAUCAGGAGAUUGAAGUCCAGAAGGAAGUGGCCAAGAUGUACAGCAGCUUCCAGGUGAUGUACACGGUGGGGUACUCCCUCUCGCUGGGCGCCCUGCUCCUGGCCCUGGUGGUCCUGCUGGGCCUCAGCAAGCUGCGCUGCACCCGGAACUACAUCCACGCCAACCUGUUCGCCUCGUUCGUGCUCAAGGCGGGCUCCGUGCUGGUCAUCGACGCGCUGCUCAAGACCCGCUACAGCCAGAAGAUCGGCGACGACCUCAGCGUGAGCGUCUGGCUCAGCGACGGGGCGGUGGCCGGCUGCCGGGUGGCCGCGGUGUUCAUGCAGUACGGCGUGGUGGCCAACUACUGCUGGCUGCUGGUGGAGGGCGUGUACCUGCACAGCCUGCUGGGCCGCGCCACCUUCCCCGAGCGGAGCUUCUUCCCCCUGUACCUGGCCCUCGGCUGGGGUGCCCCCGUGCUCUUUGUCGUCCCCUGGGCUGUGGUCAAGUGUCUGUUUGAGAACAUUCAGUGCUGGACCAGCAACGACAACAUGGGGUUCUGGUGGAUCCUGCGCCUGCCGGUCUUCCUGGCGAUCCUGAUCAACUUCUUCAUCUUCAUCCGCGUCCUCCUCAUCCUCAUGGCCAAGCUGCGGGCCCGCCAGAUGCGCUACAGCGACUACAAGUUCCGGCUGGCCAAGUCCACGCUGACCCUCAUCCCCCUGCUGGGGGUCCACGAGGUGGUGUUCGCCUUCGUGACGGAUGAGCAUGCCCAGGGGACGCUGCGCUCCGCCAAGCUCUUCUUCGACCUCUUCCUCAGCUCCUUCCAGGGCCUGCUGGUGGCCGUGCUGUACUGCUUCCUCAAUAAGGAGGUGCAGUCGGAGCUGCUGCGGCGCUGGCAGCGCUGGCGCGUGGGCAAGUGGCUGCGGGAGGAGCGCCCCCCCAGCAGGCACCCCGACCCGGGCCGGCCCGCAGGCCGUGCUCCCAGCGAGAAGCUGCUGCUUUCCGGGGGCCGCGACCGGGCGGCCCGGGACCCCUCUGCAGACACCGGCCUGGUGGGCAGCCCCCCUGGGGUGGCCGCCAGCCCCUUCGAGAGCCCCCAGGAGCCCCCCGGGGCCCCGGUCGGGGCUGGACUCAGGUGCUGAGAGUGGGCCCCGCGGGACAAGCCCGAACCCAGUGCCGGCCUGGCGCUGGCCUCCCUUCUGCCCCCUCUGGGGGGGCUGGCGCGGGUGGAGGCGGCUCGGGAGGCCCAGGACGCGGUCUCCUCCGACAAUAAAGCGUCUGCGGAGCGGCUGCCUGGCACACCGCGGGGAGCUGAGGCGCCGGAGGGGCGGCGGGCCGGGCAGGGCCCGGGAAGGGGCCUGCUCCCUCCGGAGUCCCCCUUUGGGGUUAGGGGAGCUGGAACCUCAGAGCGGGCCCCAACACCCUCUCGGUCAGAGCCCCCGACCCCCCGAGAGCCAGCACCUGCCAGCACGGGGACGAGCGGGGUGGCUGGCAGCGAGGGGGCCGCCCUCAGACGGCUCCCCAGGCCGCAGGCCGCCGCCCACACGGCAGAGGAGGAAGCCCUGGGCCCAGGGCAGUGGCAGCAGCUCCCCAGACCCCACCUUCCCCCGGGGGGGCCCCCCCCCGGCUCGGCUCAGCACAAAGCGGAGCGUCCCUGCCGUCCGUCCAGGGGACAGCGCCGCUGAGGCAGGAGCAGGUGUGGGCCGUGGUCCCCCGCCAGGGUGCCGGAGCCGGUGCUGGGACGGGGCGGCGGGAGGAAGAGCCAGCGCCGAGGGCAGGCCGCCUGCCGGCCAAGUGUCCCCUCCAAGGGGCCGGGGGGAGGGACCACUGAGCCCCGGGGGUGCGGGCGCUGCGCCGCCCGGGCUGGAGCUGCUCGGCUGAGCCAGGCUAAUUGGAGAAAAUGAGAGGACAGAAGGCCUCUCAGGAAAGGUAAAUAAAAUUAGUCACCCCGGCCCUCCUGAGGGACCUUCACCCCGCGCCGCCCACGCCACUGCAGGCCG